Messenger RNA from Cucurbitaria berberidis CBS 394.84, 1511 nucleotides. RefSeq names its product Clavaminate synthase-like protein. NCBI's taxonomy places the organism in Eukaryota, Fungi, Ascomycota, Dothideomycetes, Pleosporales, Cucurbitariaceae. Gene Ontology annotation, molecular function: dioxygenase activity. The transcript has 3 exons. Bases 1 to 1083 code for a protein of 360 amino acids. The record is from RefSeq and is a predicted model, not a curated record.
AUGAGCGUUGAAGAAGCACGCUCAGAACAAACGACCUACCUCAAGCUACGGUGUGAAAGUAUUCCAACAAACUCAGAAGAAGCGUUCAAUAUCCCAACCAUUGACAUAUCACGCUCAUUUUCUGGUCACCUGCCGGACCGUCAGGCUGUAGCUGAAGAGAUUCACUCAGCGUCCGCAUCAUUCGGAUUCUUCUACCUUGCAUCUCAUGGCGUUUCUCCGACAUCAUGCUCCAAGGUCCUCGAGCAAGCAGAGAAAUUCUUCAAGACGCUGCCCUUAGAUAAGAAAGAACUCUUACAUCUUCGGCAAUCCAAAUUUGGCUCUGGGUGGGAGCCCCCGCAAUACACGAGUUUCUAUGGGGAUGUGGAGACCAAGGAGGCGUUCAAUUUCACGUUCGAAGAGGAUUUUGACAAGACUGGUGGUGAUGGAAAAUGGGUCAAUCUUGAUGGAUCCCCCGACAACGGGAACAUGUGGCCGGCUGAAGAGGACUUACCAGGCUUUCGUGGUAUCAUCAAAGACUACUACAGCGAGCUCUUGGAGCUCUCUCGUCAUCUGUUCCGCCUUUUCGCGCUAUCCCUCUCUCUACCGGAGGAUCAGUUUGACUCCGUAACCACACAUCCUGGAACUAUGGCUCGCAUGGUGUAUUAUCCUGCAGCGAAGAAUCCGAAGCCUCUACAUGCAAGUAAAGACGAGGAGAUUGGGGUCGGUGCUCAUACAGAUUUCGAGUGCUUCACUAUCCUUCUGUCAUCCUCAUGCCCCGGCCUAGAGAUUCUGAAUCCACAUGGUCGCUGGGUAUCCGUGCCGCCAUUGGCGGGAACAUUUGUCGUUAAUAUUGGCGACUUCAUGAUGCGUUGGACGAAUGGCCUCUACAAAUCCACGAUCCACAGGGUGGUUAACAGGAGUCAGGAGGAGCGCUACAGCGUUCCUUUUUUCACGAGCAUCAAUUACGAUGCAAUUGUAGAAACUCUUCCCUGUUGCGUUUCGGCCGAAAAUCCGACCAAGUAUCCACCGGUACGAGCUGGAAUAUAUAUCCUGGAGCGCCAGAAUGUUACAACAAAGGAUGGCAAGGGUUAUAUGGAGAAAUAAAGAUAAGCCAGUAUAACUUUGGAGGUUCCUUAUUUGAAGUCGAAGAAUAUACGCGGGGGAGGGGGUUGAAGUAUCCGGGCCAUCGUAAAGGGGUUGAACAAACGUCUCAAGCUAUACAUAUCCUGCAAUCUUAAUCACAGCCCGUCCAACAAGCCUCCCGGCAUUGAUGUCUUUACAGAACCUAUGAAUAUCUUCGAGUCCACCUUGCGUAAGAAUCGGAUGCACAAGACCUCGUGCUGUGAAGUCAAGCGCCUCCUCAACGUCCUUCAGCGUCCCAACUACACUUCCCACAACAUUCAACUUCCUCAGACACAUCACAAUCGGGUGCGCUCCCGCAAUGAUCGUCGGAUCGUUUGGCAGUCCCACGCACACCAUGGUUCCAUUCGGUCUUAGCAAAUGAGGUGCUUGCUCGUACCCUGCCUUAGUGG